Aspergillus heteromorphus CBS 117.55 is the source of this 2965-nucleotide messenger RNA. Its product is annotated as mitochondrial elongation factor MEF2. The record is from RefSeq and is a predicted model, not a curated record. Gene Ontology annotation, molecular function: GTP binding; GTPase activity. The coding region runs from base 263 to 2860 and encodes 865 amino acids. The transcript has a single exon. Gene Ontology annotation, cellular component: mitochondrion. Lineage: Eukaryota; Fungi; Ascomycota; Eurotiomycetes; Eurotiales; Aspergillaceae. Gene Ontology annotation, biological process: mitochondrial translation; ribosome disassembly.
GUACAGUCUUCCUCUCUCUGCCGCAUGCAUCAUGCAUCGAUAGAUUGUAGAGCAUAGACCAUCCCCCCAUCUGUCGACCAUUGCAUGAACAAUCGCCGUGCCGAUGGUCGCAGCUCUUUUCUUACGUGCCUCUCACCCGGCGGUGCGGCCAAUUGGCCUGCAACAGGGCCAGGGCCAGGGCCAGGCUGCAGUCAGUCGCUUGAGCGGCGCUAGUCGGUCUGCAAUUCCGGGGCCGAAAAGAUGGUCGUUUUCCAAGAUUCGGAUGCUCUCGACAUCCGCACCGAAAUGGCAGGUGGACACGCUUGCCCGAACUAGGAACAUCGGUAUCAUUGCACACAUCGACGCGGGCAAAACGACGACCACAGAGCGCAUGCUCUAUUACAGUGGAUUUACCCGAAGGAUCGGCGAUGUCGAUGAAGGCUCCACGGUCACUGACUUUCUUCCCGCUGAGCGCGCUCGAGGGAUUACCAUCCAAUCUGCUGCCAUCACCUUCCACUGGCCGCCUCGGGAGGAGGGUGCGCCGGCUCAGAAAGAUACGUCUACUCCCAGGUCGGCGUCAUCUCACACAGUCAACUUGAUUGAUACCCCGGGCCAUGCCGACUUCACAUUUGAGGUCAUGCGGUCCCUGCGCAUCCUAGAUGGCGCUGUGUGUAUUCUGGACGGCGUAGCCGGCGUCGAAGCCCAGACGGAGCGGGUCUGGCACCAAGCCAGUACCUACCGGAUUCCCAGGAUUGUCUAUGUCAACAAGUUGGACCGAGACGGUGCGGCUUUUGGCCGUACAGUCAGAGAGGUCGGCACUCGACUGUCAGGCUAUCCAGCGGUCUGCCAGAUUCCCUGGUUUGAGGGCGGAAACGGCCGUUUCACUGGCGUGGCCGAUGUGAUCAACUUGCAGGGCCUCCGUUGGGAGGAAGGGGACGGCAAAACAGUCAAAAUGUUCAGCCUCCAACAGCUAGACACGGAGGAAGGUCAACUCGCAAAGGAACUCAGGCGUGCGAGAAUCGCCCUUGUCGAGCUACUGAGUGAGCACGAUGAGACGAUGAUUGAGAAGUUCUUUGACCACGAGGAGGAUCACCUCGCCAUUCCUCCUCAAGACAUCCUGGAAAGCUUACGUCGGUGUCUUUUGCAGGAGCAAGGUAGGAAAAUCAUCCCCGUCUUUGCAGGUGCGAGCUUCCGCAACGUAGGUGUCCAGCCUUUGCUCGACGCCGUAACAAAUCUCCUCCCGAGUCCUCUCGAGAGCCCUGAACCAGAGGUGAGCAUUGGGGGGGUCACGGGAGGUCUCCGGCGCCUGCUCUCUGGUGAUCUCCUCGUGGAGCAGAGCCAAAAGGCUGCACCUCCCAAGGGUAAACAGAAGAAAAAGUCCGCUGUGCAAGCCGAGUCCCAAGCUGCGAUUCAAAAGCUCCAAAGCUGCGCCUUGGCCUUCAAGGUCGUCAAUGAUGCGAAGCGGGGAGUUCUCGUCUACGUGCGCGUGUACUCAGGGUCCCUGGACCGAAACAGCCUGCUUUUCAACACCAACCUCAAGGUCUCCGAGCGUGCACCACGCCUCCUGAAGAUGUACGCCAAUGAUGCAGUUGAGGUUGAUUCUAUAUCCGAGGGAAACAUCGGAGUCGUGGUUGGCCUUAAGCAUACGCGAACCGGGGAUACGCUGGUGUCUUACGCCACCAACAAAGCCACGCCGCCAGAGCCCCUCGACACCCUCCAACUACGCCCUAUCCAAGUCCCGCCUCCCGUCUUCUUUGCCAGCGUUGAACCACACAGUCUAAGCGAAGAGAAGAAGGUCCAAGCGUGCCUGGCCUUGCUCCUACGUGAGGACCCUAGCCUUCAAGUCACCGUGGACGAAGACUCCGGCCAGACGCUACUGAGCGGAAUGGGCGAACUCCAUCUCGAAAUCGCCCGGGACCGCCUGAUCAACGACCUGAAAGCGAAAGCCUCAAUGGGUCGCAUCGAGAUCGGGUACCGCGAAUGCGUACUCGGUGCGUCAAGCCCCGUUACCAAAAUCUUCGACAAGGAAAUCGCCGGACGCAAGGGCAAAGCCGGAUGCACCGCGGUAGUCGAGCCAUUCGAUCCGGACAACUCUCCACCGCCCACCGAUGUCCUCCUGGUCGAGAACAAGUACGGAAACCAGAUCGUCAUCGUUGCCCCGGAGCUCCAGAUCGAGGAGAACCGCAAAGGCGUCGAGGAAAGCCCCCUCCUCCCAGCCGGGCUGAAUGUCGAUUCUGUCCGAAACGCCCUUCAGAACGGCUGUCUCGCGGCUCUCGCCCGCGGACCCCAGUUCACCUUCCCCAUGCACAACACCCGCGUCACGCUCACCUUCGACCCAGCCGUGCAUCUCUUCGGGAACGAAACCACCUCCGCCGCUCUCUCCUCCGCCGCGCGCCUCGCCACCUCCACCGCGCUCCGCGACGUCGCCGCCCCGUCCAGCGCAGGCACGUCGCUGAUGGAACCCGUCAUGAACGUCAUCAUCAGCGUCGACGAAGCCAGUCUCGGCAGCGUCGUCCACGACAUCUCCUCGUCCCGCGGCGGGCACAUCGUUUCCCUGGACGAAGAAGUCCCCAUCACCUCCACAGACCUCUCCUCCUCCCCCGAACCCUUUGAAAACCUGCCUCCCAUCGACCCGACCAAGGUCUACGCCCCUCGUGACCCCUUCGAGACCAUCUCCGUCGGCGCCUUCCUCCCCGACACCGCCAACCGCCCCCGAACAAUCACCGCCAAGGUACCCCUCAAGGAGAUGGUCGGGUACCUCAAACACCUGCGCAGUCUGAGUGCCGGCCGCGGUACGUUCGUGAUGAGCGUUGAUCGGUUCGAGAAGAUGAGCCCGCCGCGACAGAAAGCUGUGCUGGCGGACCUCAGGGGGGAGUUUUGAUUAUCACCCUCCACCUCCACCCUCUCAUGUCAUAAUCUAAAACAAUCUUGUACAAUAUACACAGAAUUACUAUAUCUAAUAGCUAGAUAAUAGAUAAAAAGGUUU